ACAAUCCUUUACUAUUCUUAGCAAAAUCAAAAGUCAGACAUGCAGAGGUCAAACAAGAGGAUCAAGCAAGAGCAGAUCAACAGCAUCGCCGCCGCAUGCCUUUCCAUGUCUGCGCCACCCCUCUCGAACGACCAAGAAGCGUCGGUGUUGGUCGCAGCUUUGAAGAAUAUUAUUACCGGAGAAACUUCGGUCGCCGCCGCCAAUGAAGAUGUGGGCGACAUGGAAACGUGCAGAUUCUGCAGGAUAAAAGGGUGCUUGGGGUUGUUAAAAUCUAAUAUCUUGUCCCACAUCGACUUGGUGAUGAUCCUAGCUUGUGGGUGUAAUUUGUUCAACGAGGAGAAGAAGACUGCGGUGAAGAAGAGGAAGAAGAAGAAUUACAGAGGCGUGCGGCAGCGGCCGUGGGGGAAGUGGGCGGCCGAGAUACGGGACCCGAGGAAGGCGGCGCGCGUCUGGCUCGGGACGUUCGAGACGGCCGAGGACGCCGCCCGGGCCUACGACAGGGCCGCAAUCCAGUUCCGUGGGCCGCGGGCCAAGCUCAACUUCGCCUUCUCCAACUACACCGAUCAAAAUGAGUAGACAGGGGAACGCUGGAAUGUGGGAAAUUGGUUCCACCACCAAAAAACAGAGUAAUAUUUGGGAUGAACAAGAUAUGGAGGACUAACACCGGAGAUUCCUCCGAUUCUGCUAAUACUAUUGGCGGGAAUGUUCAAAGCUUGUAAUACUACAGAUUAGACUAGUAUUUUUCUUUUUUAGAUAACAGGGGGUGCAGGUGCAGCUGAUUGUAUGGUUUUUAAUUCAAUUUUUUGGCUUCGACUCCAAUAUUUAAUUCUAGUAUCUUCUUACAA
Salvia splendens (bonfire salvia) is the source of this 845-nucleotide messenger RNA. Its product is annotated as ethylene-responsive transcription factor ERF109. Bases 40 to 576 code for a protein of 178 amino acids. Gene Ontology annotation, biological process: regulation of DNA-templated transcription; ethylene-activated signaling pathway. The record is from RefSeq and is a predicted model, not a curated record. Gene Ontology annotation, molecular function: DNA binding; DNA-binding transcription factor activity. Lineage: Eukaryota; Viridiplantae; Streptophyta; Magnoliopsida; Lamiales; Lamiaceae. The transcript is spliced from 2 exons.